This is a messenger RNA of Anopheles coustani, 1761 nucleotides long. It is a transcript of the gene VAChT, whose product is annotated as vesicular acetylcholine transporter. Gene Ontology annotation, molecular function: xenobiotic transmembrane transporter activity; acetylcholine transmembrane transporter activity. The coding region runs from base 1 to 1761 and encodes 586 amino acids. The record is from RefSeq and is a predicted model, not a curated record. Lineage: Eukaryota; Metazoa; Arthropoda; Insecta; Diptera; Culicidae. The transcript has a single exon. Gene Ontology annotation, biological process: transmembrane transport; xenobiotic transport; chemical synaptic transmission. Gene Ontology annotation, cellular component: AP-2 adaptor complex; membrane; terminal bouton.
AUGGCGCCACUACCCGUGAUCAACCUCGAGCCAAGCGAGGUGAAGGAGAUCUUCUGGACGAAGGUGAAGGAACCGCAGUCACAGCGAAAACUGAUCCUGGUGAUCGUCUCCAUCGCGCUCCUGCUAGACAACAUGCUGUACAUGGUGAUCGUGCCGAUCAUUCCGGAUUACCUACGAUACAUAGGCACCUGGGGUCCGGAGGAGCCGUACAACACUAGCGCACCAACGACAGUCUUCACACCACACACACACGCCCAUCACGGCCAGGAUACGGCCACCGGUAUCCUGUUCGCGUCGAAGGCGAUCGUGCAGCUGAUGGUGAACCCGUUCUCAGGUGCGCUGAUCGAUCGAAUCGGCUAUGAUCUCCCGAUGAUGGUUGGACUGAUCAUCAUGUUCCUUUCGACCAUGGUGUUCGCGUGCGGUCGAAGCUACAGCAUGCUCUUCUUCGCCCGAUCUCUGCAGGGUGUCGGAUCAGCAUUCGCCGAUACUUCCGGGCUGGCUAUGAUCGCUGAUCGUUUCACCGAGGAAGCGGAGCGUACCAAGGCACUCGGCAUUGCGUUGGCGUUUAUCAGCUUCGGCUGCCUGGUGGCGCCACCGUUCGGCGGGGCGCUGUACCAGUUCGCCGGCAAGGAGGUCCCGUUCGUUAUCCUGGCAUUGAUUUCCCUUAUGGACGGUUUCAUGUUGCUACUGGUGAUGAAACCGAUCAAGGAAACGUUGGCCGAACGGCAUGAAGUGAAACCACCGUCCGUUCCCAUCUGGCGCCUGCUCAUGGAUCCGUACAUCGCUGUGUGCGCUGGUGCGCUGAUGAUGUCCAACGUCGCACUGGCGUUCCUUGAACCGACGAUCUCACUCUGGAUGGAGGACAACCUCACUACCGACAACUGGAAGAUCGGUAUGGUGUGGUUACCGGCGUUCUUCCCACACGUUCUCGGUGUCGUCAUCACGGUCAAGAUGGCCCGCCAGUACCCGGAGAAGCAGUGGGUGAUGGCGGCCGGUGGACUUGCCCUCGAAGGUCUCUGCUGCUUCAUCAUCCCCUUCAGCUCGUCCUACAUCAUGCUCAUGAUCCCUAUCUGCGGCAUUUGCUUCGGCAUUGCGCUGAUCGACACCGCGCUUCUACCAACGCUCGGUUACCUGGUGGACAUCCGGUACGUGUCUGUGUAUGGUAGUAUUUACGCCAUCGCCGACAUCUCCUACUCGAUGGCAUAUGCCGUUGGGCCGAUCAUUGCCGGAGGCGUCGUCGAGGCGAUUGGGUUCACCGCACUCAACUUCCUGAUCGCCUUCUCGAACCUGCUGUACGCGCCGGUGUUAUACUACUUGCGCAACAUCUACGACUUCAAGCACUUCGAGAACGAGGCCAACAUUUUGAUGGGUGAUCCACCGACGAAAGAGUAUCAGACGUACACCAUGCACGACCAGCAGGUCGUCGGCGAGGAGUACAAGAACCACCUAGAGUAUGGCCGCCAGACCGACGAGGGUAGCUAUCAGCAGGAAACCAACAUCGAUCAAGGCUACUCGCAGAAUGGCAGCUAUCAGCAGCAACAGGGUGGAUAUCAAAACUAUCAACCUGGAUAUCAGGAACAGGGUGGUGGUGCCUAUCAGCAGCAGCAACAGCAGCAACAAGGGCCACGACAUCUUCCUCAGCAACCUCCACCGGUGGCUAAUCCAUUCCGCCACGGAGAGUCGUCGGGGCAGCAACAGCAGCAGCAACAGCCUGCGCCAUCGCAGCCAAGGAUCUCGAAUCCUUUCCGACAAGGCUUUUAA